AUGAAGUUCUGGGACGAGUACCUGAAGCGCAAGGAAGCUCUGUUCCGUCGGCAACACAAAACGCCUCUUGAUCUUCUCGAAUCGGCACACCAUCGGUUGGUGAAAGCGUUCUACUUCUGUGGCGCCGAACGUAUUUUGGCCAACUACACCCGCCGUAACGCUCGAUUGAUCUUUCUCGUCGUGGAUCUGAUCCUGUAUUUGGCCGUCAACUGCUACUCGAUCGCCGUCGUUUGGGGCUCGAUGAUGGAUGUGGUGUUCAACUUCGUAACCCUCGGUAUUGCGAUCCAGGGAUUCGCCAAGAUCGCUGCCUUCACGAGUGAUGGGCUGUGGGUGCUGCACUGUUACAACAUUGACCGCUUCAAGGCCGCGCCCCGGUAUCCGGAGGUGACGGAUUCGCUUUACCACACGGCCACACUGUGCAAGGUGUUUAUCGACAUACUGUCUGUCAUGUUCUCGAUGGUAGCCGUCAUCAUCUAUUCGUACGCGAUUAUGAUGCCAAUUCUGAAGGGCAAGCUGGAGCUGGCAUUCGGAUUUCAGCUCCCACUUCUCGAUCACACUACUGUGGCUGGGUUCUGCAUCAAUUGGGUGUUCCAAGCAGUUCAGGUAGCCGAAGGUGCAGUGGGACUCGCGGCAUGUGAUAUCUGUUUAGUGUUUCUCAUCGUCAACGCGACCGGCCAGAUGGAUCUGAUCAUAAUCUACCUGCGUCGCCUAACGGAGCUCAUCGAUACGGACAUUGGUGGCCAGAAUGCGGCCCAGAUUGCGGAUCUGGUGCAUGAGAUCGUCAUCAAACAUUUGGAGCACACAAAGCACAUCACCGAUAUGGACAUUUUGCUCAAAAAGCAAUUCUUUGUCAACUUUGGAUGCAUGAUCUUUGAGCUGGUGGCCUCGCUCGCCAUUAUUGUUAGGUAUCCCUGGUAUCCGGGAAUGGCAAUUACGCUCCUCUGCACCAUCCAGCUGUUCGUCAACUGCUCUUUGGGGACCUUCCUAUCAUUGAAGAACGACAAACUGGUGAACGAGAUCUACGCGGUCAAUUGGUACGGGCUAUCGAUAACGCAUCAAAAAACACUGAAGAAGGUUCUGCAGAAGGCCCAGCUGCCUGUUGUACUCUCCGAUGGGUUCAGCGCUAUCGAUUUAUUCAACUUUGUGCAAAUUUACAAAAAGAUCUACUCCUACUUGAUGGUACUGCAGAAUGUAAGCUAA
Molecule: messenger RNA, 1200 nt
Organism: Anopheles aquasalis
Lineage: Eukaryota; Metazoa; Arthropoda; Insecta; Diptera; Culicidae
Biological process (GO): sensory perception of smell; detection of chemical stimulus involved in sensory perception of smell
Cellular component (GO): plasma membrane
Molecular function (GO): odorant binding; olfactory receptor activity
Source: RefSeq, a predicted model, not a curated record